Messenger RNA from Emiliania huxleyi CCMP1516, 687 nucleotides. RefSeq lists its product as hypothetical. Lineage: Eukaryota; Haptophyta; Isochrysidales; Noelaerhabdaceae. Bases 1 to 687 code for a protein of 228 amino acids. The record is from RefSeq and is a predicted model, not a curated record. The transcript has 3 exons.
AUGACUCGCCUAGCGACCUCCGCCUUUCUGCUCGCCGCCCUCGCGCCCGCUGCCGCUUCGUGGCAACCGGGCUGGCCCGCCGAUCCCAGCGCGGGAAAAGAGAACGUCACGUGCAACCUGAAGUGGGACGUCCUCUGCGGCGACUCUCCGCUGAAAAAGUAUCCCUGCGCCCAGCCAUGGAACCGCGAGAUCGUGCACGAGUACCUGGAGAAGGCAAUCGCCGUGGAGUUCUUUACCAUUCCACUGUACUUGACGGCUGGCUACUCUCUGCACAAGUCGCAGCAGGUCAUGUUUGGCCAGCCAGGCUACGAGGACGCCGUGAAGGUUCAAGCCAACGGAAGGUACGUCGACACUGACAGUAAGAAGGUCAUGCCCAUCAACAACAGUUUCACGCCCUACGAGCUCAUCCACGCCACUUUCAUCGACGAGAUGUACCACCUCAAGUGGGUCGCCAACGUGGCGAGUGCUGCAGGACUCGAUGCAGACGGCUUUCGGCGUGCGCUCAAAAAGCCCCCCCUUACCAACGGCACCUACCUGGACCAGCUGCCAGUCCGGCUGAGUAGCAACAACCUCACGUACUCUGGAUCCGGCGCGCUUGACUCUGUUAUCAAGACGAUGGUCGCAAUCGAGACACCCGACCCCGAGCACGCUCCAAACCCAGACUUUGAGUAUGGAGAGUUUGCUUAG